UGAAGUGAGUGGGGUGGUCGGCACUGACAGAGGGGGAAAGACGAACAGCAGCUCGCACCAUGGAGUUUGCCUUAUUUGCGUUUUUUACGUUAUUUGCAUCGUUUUCCAGUAGUCUGGCGUUGUCACGAAAUAAAGGCGCAUGUCUGCUUCCAGUGGAAAAUGGUCCCUGCAGAGGAGAAAUCGAGCGCUAUUACUACAACACAGUUACCCAGAAGUGCGAGAUAUUUUAUUAUGGAGGCUGCCAGGGAAAUGCCAACAACUUCAAGAGUUAUCAGGAAUGCCAGAAGACAUGUUUCAGAAUUCCAAAGAUUCCUCAAAUCUGCAGGUUUCCCAAAGAGGUGGGUCAUUGUCGUGGCCUCUUUUCCCGCUAUUUCUUCAACAUGACCACUAUGCAGUGUGAGUCCUUCUCCUACGGGGGAUGCGGGGGAAACUCCAAUCGCUUUGAAGACCUCCCCUCUUGCCUGGAGUACUGCAGUCCCAAAAAAAAUAUUGCUGUGCUCUGUCUGGACCCUCUGGACAAAGGGAAGUGUUCGGCCUCUAUAACCCGGUACUACUACAACACGGCCACCAAGAUGUGCGAGGAGUUUGUCUACACGGGCUGCGGAGGAAGCAGCAAUAACUUUGUGUCACGGCAGAGCUGCGUGGACGUGUGUGUUCGAGGACCAAAAAAACACUCAAGCCAUGGGAAACUUCGGCGCUUGAAGCGAAAUAGAAACAAUCGCCUCCCUCCGCUCAAGGUCUAAAAGGCCUUAUGUCACUCAGGAGUUCACACUUGGACAAGUCCUCAACGUUUGUUUUGAGCUAACAUGAUGACAGGUCGUGUAUUUUGUUAUAGAAUAACUCUUCGAAUGCUGUGUAUACAUUUUUUUUUACAUUUCUAUGUGAUUUUAAACACAGGUUUUCAAUCAUACUGUGCCAGCCAGAGGCACAAGUGAACUGAGUAGCUACAUAAGACCUUUAAAACUAGUGGUCAGCUCUGUUUUAAUUGUCAGUGUAUAUUUGUUGGUGGAAAAUAUACAAGUUUGCCACUGAUGUCUGCCACAAACUAAUCACAAGCUAUGCAGAUGACAAUAUGCUUCUUUUCCUGACUGUGAAGGAGUAAAAGAAUCUCGUCUCUUCGAUUUAUUUACUGCUAUUUAUUUGGUAAAUAAUGUCACCUGGAAAUCAAAUUCUUCGUAGGGUCUUGGACUGGCUCUCAUGAAAGUGCAUCACUGUUCCUAAUUAUGUAUUUUGCUACAUUGUAAAUGAAAACUGUAUGUUAUGUAUGUAAGGACAUUUUUAUGGAUUUAAAAAAAAUAAAAUGUACAGAUUAUGAUGAAGAA
Messenger RNA from Poecilia latipinna (sailfin molly), 1322 nucleotides. RefSeq names its product tissue factor pathway inhibitor 2 (gene tfpi2). NCBI's taxonomy places the organism in Eukaryota, Metazoa, Chordata, Actinopteri, Cyprinodontiformes, Poeciliidae. The record is from RefSeq and is a predicted model, not a curated record. The transcript is spliced from 5 exons. Gene Ontology annotation, molecular function: serine-type endopeptidase inhibitor activity. Gene Ontology annotation, cellular component: extracellular region. Gene Ontology annotation, biological process: negative regulation of peptidase activity. The coding region runs from base 60 to 743 and encodes 227 amino acids.